Fraxinus pennsylvanica is the source of this 1122-nucleotide messenger RNA. The record is from the annotation of a GenBank genome assembly. Lineage: Eukaryota; Viridiplantae; Streptophyta; Magnoliopsida; Lamiales; Oleaceae.
AUGUUAUCGGGGUUGAUGAACUUUUUGAGGGCCUGUUUUUGGCCGAAAGCAGAUGGAUACGUUCACACGGGUUCGGAUGCUAGUGGUCGUCAAGUGGGGCUUCUGUGGUACAAGGACACAGGGCAGCAUUUUAAUGGAGAGUUUUCAAUGGCUGUAGUUCAAGCUAAUAAUUUAAUUGAGGAUCAGAGCCAACUUGAAUCAGGUAGUUUGGGCAUGCAUGAUUCUGGGCCAUAUGGCACUUUUGUGGGGAUUUACGAUGGACAUGGUGGUCCGGAGGCUUCUCAAUUUGUCAAUGAUCACCUCUUCCAACAUCUCAAGAGGCUCACCUCUGAGCAUCAAACUAUGUCGACGGAGGUAAUUCGGAAGGCAUUUCAAGCAACAGAAGAUGGUUUUUUCUCAGUUGUGAGCAAACAGUGGCCUACAAAACCACAGAUAGCAUCAGUUGGCACAUGCUGCCUUGUUGGACUUAUCUGCAACGGAACUCUCUAUGUUGCAAACCUUGGGGAUUCUCGAGCUGUUAUGGGCAGACUUGUCAAGGCAACAGGGGAAGUACUGGCCAUUCAGCUCUCAACAGAGCACAAUGCGAGUAUCGAAUCUGUGAGACAGGAGCUGCAAUCUCUUCACCCAGAUGACUCACAAAUAAUUUCUAGAUCAAUUGGUGAUGUGUAUUUGAAAAAGGCUGAAUUCAACAGGGAGCCAUUAUAUGCUAAGUUUCGACUGCGUGAACCCUUCAAAAGACCAAUUUUGAGCUCAGAACCGUCAAUUUCUGUGCACCAGUUGCUACCUCAAGAUCAGUUCAUUAUAUUGGCUUCAGAUGGCCUGUGGGAACACCUCACUAACCAAGACGCAGUUGAUCUAGUCCAAAGUCAUCCCCGCAGUGGGAGUGCUAGGAGAUUAGUGAAAGCAGCAUUGCAAGAAGCUGCGAAGAAGAGGGAAAUGAGGUACUCCGACUUAGAGAAAAUCGAGCGAGGAAUCCGUCGGCAUUUCCACGAUGACAUCUCAGUUAUUGUUGUGUUUCUCGACUCAUAUCUUGUGAGCAGGGCUAGUUCAACCAAGAGUCCUAAUAUAUCCGUGAAAGGGGGUGGCGCCAUCAAUCUACCUCCAAAUAUGCUUGUUCCUUAA